Molecule: messenger RNA, 634 nt
Organism: Triticum dicoccoides
Lineage: Eukaryota; Viridiplantae; Streptophyta; Magnoliopsida; Poales; Poaceae
Exons: 1
Coding region: 106-444 (112 amino acids)
Source: RefSeq, a predicted model, not a curated record
AGUACCAACAAACGCCGAUGCUGCUCCUUGCUACUUAGCGGGACUCGCAGCACUCUCCUCCACGGCCGCCCAGCACAAACGGACCGAGUAGCUAAGCUUGUCAUCAUGGACACAAGGGCGGUGUGCAUCAGCUGGCUUGUGAUCCUCGCGCUUGUGCUGCUCGCCGGCCCGGGCCUGGCGGCGUCGUCGCUCGCGGGCGGCACUGCCAGCAUCGACGUGGCGCGGCAGUUGAUGCCGUCGUCGUUGAUGAGGCUGGAGGACGGCGUGGCGCCGGAGCUGGCGGUGGACCUGGGGCUGCACCGGCGCGUCCUCGCCGGCAUCGACCCGGGGGCGGGACCACUGAACGCCAACAAGCCAGCCUGCAAGCCCAAGUGCGCGGAGCCCGGACAGCCCAACACCGGCCCGGGCUGCCUCAAAAUUUAUGGCUGCCGAGGAGGAAGCUGAGCGGCACAGCACUAAAGACGUCGACUCAACCUCCGGCACCUACACAGCCAUGGGUGCAUGCACUCGCGUUCCCAUGUUCUAUUUCCGUUUCCAUUCUGCAAUUCAACACCGCGUCGUCUUGUUGUACUAUUGUGCAGUGGCAGUGAUUGUACCACCCGCUCGAUGAUGAUCAAAAGUGAAUAUUAUCUUA